CCAUUUCACGCGGCAGCCUUGCAACGUGCCGUAUGGUGGCGUCACUGCGGAGACAUAGGCGUAGAAACAAGAAAAUUACGUUGUACACUUCGCAAUUUGAUUUAAACAGUAUUUUUUUACACUAAGUUGAACGGCUUCGGAUUUAAAGAUAAAAUAACAUUUAUUUUCUACAUUGGUACAUUUACAAUAUCGAUGACAAUUCUUGCAUAAUUGAUUGCAACAAUUUAUGUAAAUUGUAUUGCGCAGUCGCUUCGUCGUUCGAACAAAUGCGCGAAAGUAGCAGAAAACAUUAAGCUUGUCAUGUGAAGUAACGCACGUGGUACAAUAAAAUAUAAUCAAAUGUUUGUAAAUAUAAUCAUGUAUGUUUGUAAUUACUUUAAUGAAAAGCAAUACAUACGUUUAUAAAUAAUUUCAUUGACUCUUGAUUACUCUGUAAUGAAAGAUAUCAAUAAAUGAUAUGUUUAUAACCUACAAUAAUAUUGAAUUUAUAUUGCAACACAAAAACUGAUGAGAGAUUACUUACUUCUAAGAAGCAAUGGAAGUUAGCGUAGGAGAUGUAGUAAUGCCUGGUGAUACUGUAAAAAAUAUAACAACAAUUACCAAAAAAGAAACAAUCAUUUUAGGACCUGGACUUCGUCGCGAAGCUGAUACAGUAUAUGCAUACAAAGCAGGUGUACUAAGAAAAACAGAACCAGCUGUAUAUUAUGUAGAUAGUUAUCAGAAACGUUAUGUACCAAAUCGUGGAGAACAUGUAGUUGGCAUAGUAACACAGAAAGGUGGUGAUAUUUUUAAAGUAGAUAUAGGUGCCAGUGAACAAGCAUCUCUUUCAUAUCUAGCAUUUGAAGGAGCUACGAAGAAAAACCGUCCUGACAUUCAAGUUGGAGACCUUGUGUUUGCCAAGCUUUUAGUUGCUAGUAAAGAUAUGGAACCAGAACUUGUAUGUGUAGAUUCUCAUGGUAAAGAAAAGAAAUUAGGUAUUUUAAGCUCUGAGGGCAUGCUUUUUACUUGUUCUUUGAGUCUCAUCAGAAAAAUAUUGAAUCGCAAUUCCCCCUUGUUCAAUAUGCUUGCACGUAGUCAAGCAUUUGAAGUUGCAGCUGGUAUGAAUGGUAGAGUUUGGGUCAAAGCAAGAACUAUCCAAGAAACAAUAGCAAUAGCAACUGCUAUUCUGACAGCAGAAUAUGCUCCACUUAGUGGUAUUAAGAAAUUAUGCUCAGAUAUUGAGAAAACCUUGCUUUUAACUCAAUCUGGUAAUGUAGAUUAAUUAUAAUAAAAGAAAUAACAAAUGUUAUGAAUGAUUUUAUUUAUUGUACCAAUAUCUGUACUGAGUUUUAUAAAUAAAUCUGUAUGAUUUCUUAUAUGAAAUAUGAUGAUUAUAAUGACAACCAUUUUGAUAAAAAUGUAGAAUUAGAACUAUAUGUAGUACAUACAUUAUGCUGGUCGUGUAUAGUGCUUUAUAAAUACAAUGAAAAUGCAUAAAAUGCUACAAUUAAUGAAUACUCUUAAAAGAAAUGUACUUAACUUUUCAUACUAUUUGCAUCAUUCCGAUUGCAACUUAAUAAUGUACAGUCAUUCAAUGAAUAAAUCAUAGUUUGAUAGAUAGUAAGAUGAGAAAAUGAAAUUGUUUUCAUGAACUUAGUGUUAUAACUUAUAUCUUAAUGUUUCUGUAAAAAAUCUUAAAAGCUGUUAUAAAAUUUAACGUAAUACAUAUAGCAGCUAAUAGUUGAUAUUUGAUGAUUGCAAUUGGUAUGUAAAUGAAAAAAGUGACUAAACUAAUUUGUUCUAUCUUCUUUGAUAUGUAACUAAUGUUUGUCUUCUGAGUGUAGUAUGAAAGCUAAAUACUAGUUAAUGAUAGUAUCAACCAUUCAAGCACAACCUUGACUUUCUUUAUUUUUUCCACAAAAAUACUUAAACAAUUUUUAACCGAAGCAUGAUACAUUUUCAUAUUUUUCUCUUUCUCAAAUAUAGUAUUUGUACGUGAUGAAAUGUGCACUGUUCAUAGUCUAUAAAAUAAACUAUGAACAUGUCAAUAUUAGGAAAACAUUUUUCUACACAUUAUAACGGUGUACAAUGAUAAUAAAAUGAAUUCAUACAAUAAAUUAAAACUAAAAUAACGCCGAUUCAACGUGAACAAUUUUUUAUGCACACACAUAUGGAGUAUUAUUAGAUUUUUUAAUCUGAUACGAUAUUUAACAUAAAUAAGGUAAAUUAAUAUAAUCAAGCGUGCAUAUUUAACAAUUUAUACAAAAUAUGGAAACAAAACAAUAAUGUAUAUACUAUAUACAAAUUUCGGUACUAACAUAUUUUUGUGCUUUUUGCCUUUUUUUUUACAAAAUAAAUAAUUAUAUAAAGAAAUCACUAAAAACUAAUACAUAACUGCAGCUAAUACAUAUAUAACUGAAUAUCUUGGCGAGAGUAAUACUUAUUUGCUAUAAUAUUUAUGGAGAUAUCAUUAUAAAUCUCUUUCACCAUCACUUAAUGUAAGGAUGUUAAACUAAUAUUAUUAAUCUAAUAGAUAAUGACACGACAGAUAUGUAGUUUUUACAAAAAGUAAAGAAUUUAGAAAUAUUUGUAUAUUUACAAAUAUUUGUAAAUAU
Heterotrigona itama is the source of this 2594-nucleotide messenger RNA. The record is from the annotation of a GenBank genome assembly. NCBI's taxonomy places the organism in Eukaryota, Metazoa, Arthropoda, Insecta, Hymenoptera, Apidae.